AUGGCUUCAGGAGUUGUCCAUUGCCAUAACGGUGAAGUUCCUCAGUCGAUCUCCUUCUCUGGGUCUGGAUUCAUGGCCACCUACCAGUUAGGGGUGGCCCAGUGUUUCCAUAACUAUGUUCCCUGGAUUCUGCGCACAGCUCCGUAUGUUCUCGGUGCGUCGGCUGGAUCUCUGGUGGCAGCUGCUGUGGUCUGUGAGAUGAGCCCAAUCACCAUUCGGGAUGAGAUGAUCCACUUUGCCAAACAGAUGAAGGCUUUCCCACUCGGGCCAUUCAACCCCUCAGUCAACGUGUUCCACUGGUUGGAGAGUAUUUUAAACAAGUACCUUCCCCCCGAUGCACACCACUUGGCCAGCGGUCGUCUCGCUGUGGCUAUGACCCGUCUGAGUGAUGGCAAGCACAUAGUGACGACUGAGUUUCAGUCUAAAGAGGAUGUCGUACAGGCCCUGCUUUGCAGCUGCUAUGUGCCUGGGUACUGCGGAAUUUCGCCUCCAUCCUUCAAAGGAGAAUAUUAUGUCGAUGGCGGUUUCAGUGGCAUGCAGCCUGUACCGCCUGUGUCCUGCAGCCACACGUUGACAGUGUCACCGUUCUCCGGAGAGACCGACAUCUGCCCCUCGGACACGCCGUGCAUUUGGGACAUGGUGGUGAGCGGAACCACGCUGAAGGGCAACAUGGCCAACAGCUUCAGGGUCCUCAACGCUCUUUACCCCAUUGCUUUAGAGACGCUGGAUCAAGCAUACUACAGCGGCUACAAAGACACCAUCGAUUUUCUUCUGCGCAAUGAUCUUGCCCCAUAUUUAACGAUGAAAAAAUUAUCCCGGGGGCCAUUUAGCUGCAACCAGGGUAAAGUGUGGAUGCAUCUGGACACCACCACAGAGGAAGAGGAGGAGAUGAAGGUGGAGCAGGAUAAAGCCACACUGAUGUCUUUUACAGACAACAGACAUACACAGAUGGGCCCUGCCAAAGUCCACAGUAAGAGAUUGCAGACGCUGCACAGCUUCACUCCAGGGUUGUUUUUCUGGGCCUGGCAUUGCUUGAGACAUUUUUUCUUCUUCUUUUUCAACACAGUUGUUUGUAGCCUCAAGAAGAACACCAAGGACAGGAUUAUGCCCAUCAUCUUGUUGUUGCGGUGGCUGAAAAUCCAGGCCGUGUUUGAGGAUGUACGACAGACUCGCUCAUCGACCUGCAAUAACUCUUCUGUCCAAUCAGAUAAUAUCAAGCGUGGGUGUUCACCCAGGCAGCUCAUCACUCCGUCACGGCAUUUCAAGGAAACAAAAUAAAAAUCAAAACUUUAUUCUUUGUACCAGCGAUCACAAUGACUUCUACAUCGAAAAAUAAUCCAAGGCUGAGUUUGAAAAAUGUCUUUGUUUCAUCUAAGUUGGUGAAAAUUCUGCUGUUGUUUUUCAUACUUUUUCGUUGUAUCAGUGGCAAGCCAGACUUCACCAAGGCCUGGCUGCACUUGUAUUCUUUUAUUUUACACUCAACACUGUACUGCAUAUGUGUUCAUAUUAUUACAGCACAUCAAGCAAACCAAACACUUCCAAUUAACAAGCAACACAAGACUCAGUACCAGUUAACCAGUGUUUAGUCUGAAAGUGACUGUGUUUACCUUCUUAGGUCACUGUUACAAGUUUCGCUGCAGGGAACGAAUUUACUGUUUCUAAUUAAAUUAGCAUUUAAAAGAUGGCAGCCAGUCCUGUGACGUGCUAUUUGAACACUGCACCCUUUCACUCCGUGUCCCCUUGAGUGGUGAGCAUUCGCCUUAAACUCUCACAGAUCCACUGUUAAGCUUCUUGCAUGAGCUUAUUUCCUACAUGGCUUCAGGAAAUUCUAUGAAUCCUGAGAAAUGAAAUUGAUGUAAUUAGUAACCGUGUGCUGUGACACACAAAUCCUCGACUUCA
Platichthys flesus (European flounder) is the source of this 1899-nucleotide messenger RNA. RefSeq names its product patatin-like phospholipase domain containing 1 (gene pnpla1). The transcript is spliced from 8 exons. Gene Ontology annotation, biological process: lipid homeostasis; triglyceride catabolic process. Gene Ontology annotation, cellular component: membrane; cytoplasm; lipid droplet. The coding region runs from base 1 to 1278 and encodes 425 amino acids. NCBI's taxonomy places the organism in Eukaryota, Metazoa, Chordata, Actinopteri, Pleuronectiformes, Pleuronectidae. Gene Ontology annotation, molecular function: triacylglycerol lipase activity. The record is from RefSeq and is a predicted model, not a curated record.